Odontomachus brunneus is the source of this 2582-nucleotide messenger RNA. Its product is annotated as alpha-crystallin A chain. Gene Ontology annotation, biological process: protein refolding; response to heat. Bases 908 to 1636 code for a protein of 242 amino acids. NCBI's taxonomy places the organism in Eukaryota, Metazoa, Arthropoda, Insecta, Hymenoptera, Formicidae. The record is from RefSeq and is a predicted model, not a curated record. The transcript has 3 exons. Gene Ontology annotation, molecular function: protein folding chaperone.
ACGCGCUGUCGCGCUCGCGGAAUUGCCUCUGUUACGCAAUUACGUCGGACGCGUCUCGCUGAGUGCACCACAACGCGCACUGCAACUCCCGCGGCUGCACAAGCCAUUGCAUGCACAAGUCCGCGACUCCACUGCGUCGCGAAACGCUGCGUUUGAAAACACAAUGGAAAAACGCGUGAGAGAUACAUCGCGCCGACGCAACUUUCGCUUUCUUUCUUUCCCUCAUCUCGUAGAAUACUUGUUAAUUAAUUAAAAUAAAUUCGCGCGUAUCUCGAGAAACAUCGUUAAUGAACGAACAUUCCGUUCAAGCGACAUAUCUGAUCGUUUUUGCAAACUUUAGUUUGGGUAACUGAGUGGGGAUCGAACGAAAAACUCGCAAGAAAUAAUAAAAUAAUAAAAUUAACCUAAAUAAAAGGAGAUCAGAAUUUUCAAGUUAUCUUUAAAUCCAGAAUUAAAAAUUCUGACUUCCAAUUCGUGAUCAGUGACCUGAAAAAUUUCCAGUUACAAAGUUGUAAAAACAUCGACAAAAAUUCGCGACACAACUCGUUCGAGAUAACUGAGAGUAAUUGACUGAGUAGAAAUCUCCUACAGGAACUUUUCUGUUCCGAUCUUUUCAUUCGUUUUCCACAAGUUUCACUAACAGAGUUGUUUUUCCCGUGUAGGGCGAUUAAGUUGAUCGGAAAGUUUGGUCGUGUAUCAGUUUGUUAAUUUUCGGUCGGGUCGUUAACUUUUUCUUAAGGUACAGCAUCUCUAAUAAAGUAAAUAUUGCUUCUUGUUUCUCUCGAAAAAUUGCAUCAUCGCCGUGCCGCCAUAGGUGCCAAUUAUGCAAAUCGCGCGUACAAAUUGCCUCCCCGGUCCUUUCGCGGCUCUUCGAGACCGGCUCGGCGCUUCCGCGUGCAGAUGAGAAAUGCAGUUUUACGGUGUAUCAUGUUAUCAUUGCGUCAACGCGACCUUGACACUGAAGCGCGCGAGAUCGCGAUCGCGAUCCCCACUACCGUCGGGAUCGAGCACUAAAUCGUGCCGUAGGAAAGGUGAGGAACUCGCAGGGGUCCUGCGGGCGAUUUUACGCAGUAAUUUUUGCGACAUCGCGGCAACCACACCGCUGCGUUCGCGUUUGGAAGCGAACACGCUCGCCGACAGUGUCGACUCGCUCAGCAGUCAGCCGAGACUCGUCUCCAAGCGUCCAUCCGCGAUGAUCCUGGACGAGGAUCUUUACCCGCCCAGGCACAAAACGGUGAUCAAAUACCGCACCACCACGCAACAGAGCACUCAGAACAGCAGUUCCCUGAGUCCUCAGCAUGACGCUCACACUUGGCUGGACGGCCUCAACAGUCCUCUCAUUCAAGACGAGGGUGACAGCAAGAUGUUGAAACUGCGCUUCGACGUUUCGCAGUACACGCCCGAGGAGAUCGUCGUGAAGACCGUGGACAACAAAUUACUGGUCCACGCUAAGCACGAGGAGAAGACGGAGAGCAAAUCGGUGUACAGGGAGUACAAUCGGGAAUUCCUGUUGCCGAAGGGAACCAAUCCCGAGAGCAUCAAGUCUUCCUUGAGCAAGGACGGUGUCCUUACUGUGGAGGCGCCUUUACCAGCGAUCGGCGCCGGCGAGAAGCUAAUCCCGAUCGCGCAUCAGUAAACUCCGGACGAGUCGCGAAGAAUCGACUUCGGAGAUUUCCCGCUUCGAGAAAAAAAACAUCCUUCCCGUUCCGAUCAUCACUCACUAAAACCGGACUUUUCCUUCGAGUAACCAAACCAAACCGUAAGUCCUACAGUCCUUCUUCUGUUGAUCCUUCACAGCGAUUAGAAAAGAAAAGAAACGACCUCUCACAUACACUCAAAUCGAUUUAUCCAUGCGAGAAAGUUGUUUGACCAAUUUUAACUAUAUAUAUAUAUAUAUAUAUAUAUAAAAUUAUAUAUAUAUAUAUAGCGAAGAUAUAAAAGCUAUUUACGCCGAAUACAUGAUGCGUACGCGACAAAAUUGAAUUUCGCUAAUUGAAGAAGAAAAAAAGCAGAAGCUAAUCAAACGUAUUUAGAUCAGUGUUGAAGUGCUAUAUAUAUAUAUAUAUAUAUAUAUAUAUAUAUAUAUAUAUAUAUAAAAGUGAAAAAUUCACAUGUUUGAUAAAACGUUUUCCUUUUUCAUACGUGCGGCUUUAUUCCUUUGAUACACAUGAUAUUUCGGAUUCCCUCGUAGACUAGUAGCUAGUAACUUUUUUCAGAAACGUGCAUUGCCUUUGAAGAAGAUAUACAUAUAUUUUAGUUAGGCGUUUCUCUUUUUUUUCUCUCUUUUUCUCUCUCUCUCAAGAGAGAGAAGCUGUGAGCUGUAUUGUGCUUACUUGUGCACCGCGCACCAACGAGUCCAACUAUUGCAAAUCAAACGGGACAAAACGUUUGUAAUGGUUAACUUAUAUAUGUGUUAGUUUAGGUGUACGUUAAAAGACUAUAACACGAUGCUUAGCAUACGUAAGCAUUAUAUAUUGAUAUUAUUUAUGAAUAUUUUAAUAUUUUCGAGAGAUGCGCAUAAUAUUUAAAGGUAAUGCGGAUACACGCGCGGAAGUUUAAAUAAAAAUCAACGAUAAAGCGAA